This is a messenger RNA of Nematolebias whitei (Rio pearlfish), 8579 nucleotides long. RefSeq names its product matrix-remodeling-associated protein 5-like. NCBI's taxonomy places the organism in Eukaryota, Metazoa, Chordata, Actinopteri, Cyprinodontiformes, Rivulidae. The record is from RefSeq and is a predicted model, not a curated record. Gene Ontology annotation, cellular component: extracellular region. The transcript is spliced from 12 exons. The coding region runs from base 386 to 8530 and encodes 2714 amino acids. Gene Ontology annotation, molecular function: protein binding.
CGCACAGCCACACGCAGAAGCACAGCGCCAGAUGCUCUUUACAAACAGUCCUCCUGCCGCGUGCAGCGCGUCUUUUCUUCUCCACUGACGCACAAGCGGAAAAAAGACCUCUUUGGAUUUUUAACUCCGGAUUUUCUUUGGUGAAGUUUUUUUUUACAUGAAGUUCUCUAAAGUGCUUCUUUUUGGGAUUUACCUCGCGCUCUGGAGUUUUAUUGUGGUGACAGAUGGGUGAAUGAAGUGAUUCAGGGAGCACCACAUGCACGGAGCCGCACAGCUGGAUUAAAAAAAAAAAAAUAAAAAAAAAAAACGAAAUUAAUGGGCAAAAUGAUUAAUUCAGUUAAAUAAUUUAUGUCUCCGGACCAGAAGAUUUCAAGUACAGUUAUUAAUGUCAGUGUGGGUGAAGAUGUGUCGGACUGUGUUUGCUGCAGCGGCUCUGCUGCCGCUCGUGGUGCUCACACUUCAGGUGUUUGGGGCUCAAUCCUGUCCCAGGAGCUGUAACUGCUACCAGGCCAACGAAGUCCACUGCACUUUCCGUUCACUCCUCUCCAUACCCACAGGCCUGCCUGCACACACACGACGCAUAAACCUAGGGUUCAACAACAUCAAGCAACUCCAUGACAAAUCACUGGCUGGACUAAAAAGGGCAGAGCUCCUGAUGCUCCACAGCAAUGAUCUCCAUUACCUUCCAGAUGCAGCGUUCAGCGAUAUGAGAUCACUUCAGAUUCUAAAGUUAAGCUACAACAAGCUGAGAGAGAUCGCUUCAUCUCUGACCUUCUCUGGCCUGACAUCGCUGCUGCGCCUUUACUUGGAUCACAACCUCCUCCAGCACAUCCACCCCCGGUCUCUGCUCCAGCUGCCUAGCCUCAGGCUGCUCCGUCUGCAGGGGAACAGGCUGCAUCAGCUGCACCCUCAUGCCCUGUGCACUCUGUCCCUCCUCAAUACCUAUUACUUUUCAACACUAAGACACCUAGACUUGUCCAACAACAGUCUAACCACCCUUUCUAAAGAGAGUGUAGCAACAGCACCUCUGCUGGAGAGUCUCAACCUGCAGGCUAACCCCUGGAGCUGUGACUGUAGGAUGAACUGGUUUCUCAGCUGGAGUCUGGCUCACCCAGGUUUAAUGAAAUGUCCCAGUGGUCCUCAGUGUCCAGUCUGUGCCUCCCCCUAUUCACUUCAAGGUCAAGGCUUGCUUGACCAGACGGCACUAAUCUGUUCUUCACCAAUCAUCCUAUCUCCAGGAAAAGAAACCCUUUUGGACACUGAUCUUAGUGAAAUCCAAUCUAGUGAGACCUUCAAAGAGCCUUUAGGCAGUGUCUCACUGGGUCUGUCUGACCAGCAAGGGAACAGCAUUGAUGUGAGUUGUAAUAUUACUCACUCAACUGACUCGCAGGAUAUUGCUCCUCCACCAGAUCUAUCAUGGACGUCCUCUUCACCUCUUCAUCUCGCUAUGACUUUCUCUCUGGAGUGCCCCACUGGGGGAAGGAGCUAUGAAAAACUUUGGAGAAUUUUGGCCUACUACAGUGAGACUGCAGCUCAAUUUGAGAGGGAGAUCAUGCUCAGCAAAGCCCCAGCAUUGGCCUACCGCUAUAAACAGGCACCGGAUGCAAGUGGAUAUUAUCACACUGGAGUCAAAGCUUCUAUUAAAGCCAGACCACAGUGGUUACUGCAGCCAGCAAUUAGCAUUCAGCUCAACAGAGCACAGUCUAAUGGACUCAAAGUUCAGCUUACAUACUCAACGAGAGUUUCUGCUCAUCCUGAUUCCACUUCUCGUCUCUUUACAUCUUCUAUGUCUCACCAGUGGGUGAUGAUUUCAGCCACUUCCACAGCACUUGCUGCAGCAACAGGCAAAAAGGUGGAGCUAUCUUGCCCUUUUCUCAGUUCUGGUAGGCACAAUGUUUCAUGGAAUCUCCCAGGUGGAUCUAAACUCAACUCUCCCUUCAUUAGUUUAGAUGGAAGGCUCCAGGUUUCAGACUCAAGCUUACUUAUAAGAAAAGUACAGCUCUCAGAUGCUGGGAUUUAUUAUUGUGUUGUAAAAGCUGGAAGGGAUGUGGAUGUUCUUCCUCUACGCCUUGCAGUGGAAGAGACUUCUGCUCCGUAUUCAGCAGAACUAAGUGGACCUUCUGUUUCUCGAGCAGUUGGGGAAGCUGUCAGUCUGCCCUGCAGGAUAUCUGGCUCACCAGAACCAUCCACGAGUUGGAUUUUGCCAGAUGGAAAUGUAGUUCAGAUGGGAUUAACUGCAUCAGAAGGACUCAAAGUCCAUUCAAAUGGUAGUCUCUCUUUACAAAAAAUGUCUCUGAAAGAUACCGGAUAUUACCGCUGCAUUGCUGUCAACCAGUAUGGUAGUGAUUCUCUGUCCAUGCAGCUAAUAUUAAAUACACAACAUAUCUCUCCACUUGAGACUUCAUUUCUCGGAGGACCACAGUCAGCCUCUGGCAGGUCAACCAAGAUACGAGCCUCUUUAUUCCAGCAGGUUAAUGAAGGAUCAGGGAAUGACGAGGAAGAAGAACAGAAAACUCCUAUUGGCAAUAGGAGACAGACAAUGUCUCGUUCAAAUCUACAGCAUCCUUCUGGAAAGCUGCAAAGACAUGGACGUGUGAGAGAAGGGCCACUGAGAAGGAUUGGAGGGACCAUUUUACCCAAUGAGCAGAGAAGAAGCCAUAGCCAGAAUAGACACAGAAUCACUACAAACAAACUUAGAAUGGACCCAAAGUCAUGGGCUGAAAUCUUGGCAAAGAUUCGUCAAAAAGCUGCUAACUCCACUAAUGAGCAUACAAUUUCAAGCAAAAACGCAACGGCUGAUUCUGUCCAAGAAGACAACGAAAAUCACAGAAGAGAACAAGUAGAUGGUAAUAAUAUAAAUGAAGGCAGAGAUCAAGAAACAAGGAUGGAAGCAGAACCUGAAGAGUCUUCAGCUGAUAAUACUAUUCUGAGAGAGGAUCAGCCACAGCCCAUUCAGCCUGCUCACAAAGACACACAAGCAAAACCAAGGAACAAAAUCAAUGCAGAGAUAGAAAGUGGGGCAGAGACAACAGAAAAAUAUAUAGAUUCAGAAGUUAAUACAGAGACAAAUGUUCAGACAGAAAAAACAGGUCUACAAACACAAAAAACAGCAAUCUCGCUGAAUGAGUUAGUCACCUCUAAUCCAAAGUCAGCAACCAAUGAAAUUGUUUUAGAAUCAAAUGAGGUGCAUGGACAGGAACCAAACUUAAACCCACCAAUGACCAGGGCCCACAAUGCUCAAUCUGGACUUUUCCAUAAUUCUGUUCCUAACACCCACCUUCAAAGCCCCUGGAACUCACGUAGAAAGAUUGGACAACGAAGACGAACCAAGAGGCCAAAGAUUCGACCUAUGCCCUCACCUCCAUCUCUAUCUGACCCAGUAACACCUAAAUCAACCACCGAUAAAAUCCCUUUGCUACCAACAGCCUCAUAUUCAGAUACUAUGUUGAGAGUUAAUAACCACAUUAAGACUACGUCAAAUGUUGUGUCUCUGAAUCCUCUGCCUACACUUUUUUCAGACACGCUUAGUAUUUCCACUUCCAGCUUCAUAUCACUGUCACUUACUUCUUCCUCUGCCCACACAGACACAAACACAGACAUUCUGACUCAUUCAGUCAAAAUACCACAAACUCAAGAUUAUACUUUUAACAGCACACCAACACCUACUCAACCUAAUAAUGUGAUUUCAGAAAAGCAUGUGCCAAGCAUUCAUAAUAAGCCAUUUACACAUGGUAUACAGACUCGCACAGAAACGCAAACAACUGUAGGCAAACACAUUGAAAGACCCCCAAGCAGUGAGGAGCUAAAGAGCAAUGAAUUGGAUGAGCCCCACCUUUCAAACACUCACGCUUUCACUUCUUCCUUUAACCCCCAAGCAUCGUCAACUAUCACUUCUGCUGCAAAAAUCACAACUCUUGCAGCUACUUCCAGGACAGCUGGUUAUGUUGGCAGCACUGAAAGUACAUUAAACUUUAUUACUGGUGCAGAGACUCUUUCAACAGCAACCCCCACAAUAACACCAAGUCCCGCCACACUACCUUCAACCACCAUUGCCAUUCUGUUAUCCCACACAAUUAGACAGACUUUAACCCCUUCUACCUCUACUAAUACCAAAACUACUACAUCUACGUUUUCUCCAACUACUUUUUCAACUGAGACUUCUACUACCACAGUUGGCCCAAUACCUUACACUUCUGAUAUUACGACAGUUCCUAGCACUAGAGCAAAUAGUGCAACACUUUCCAUGAAGGAUAUCUCUGGAACUUCCAACCUGUCUACUAGAAGAACUCCAGUCAUAAUUCCAACUACUACAAAAACUGUUUCAACAGAAACUCCUCAAAUUACCACAAGGGAAUCUAAAAUGGACACUGUGUCAAGUACAACAACAGUGGGAUCAACAAGUACCAAAGCCUUGUUACAAAAGAUGCCAAUCACUGGUCAGGUUGACAUACAAAUGAGACUUUUUCCUGGUACUACAAACCAGAGUCAUACUUUGACUAGCUGGAAGAACCAUGGAGCAAAUUUUAUUCCAGAUUCACACAGAAAUAGGCUUCACCAGCCUCCUUCAUUGCCACUACCUGCUGUUCCAGUUGCUCCAACUGUAAGAUCCAGACCGUGGAUUGCAAAUCCACAUAUCAGGACAGUCUCACUGCCAGCAAACAGCACUGCCAGGCUGACUUGUGAAGCUCAAGGACACCCCAAACCCUUCAUCACAUGGACUAAGUCUGCCACAGGAGCAGUGAUGUCAAUCCACUCCAGGGCUCAGCGUUUUGAGGUCUUGCCAAACGGCACCCUUGUUAUCCAGAAUGUUCAGCCGCAGGACAGGGGCACAUAUAUCUGCAGCGCAAUGAGCUUCCUGGGUCGUGACAGGUUGCUUACUACCCUGGAUGUCUGGACCCGCCCUCCUCGUAUGCAGCUGGCAACUUACAGAGAAGUAACCAUUCAUCAGGGUGGAGACCUUCACUUGGAAUGCCAAGCAGAUGGUGUUCCAACUCCAUUGCUCUCCUGGGUUCUGCCUGAUCGUUCUACUCUAACCUCGGCUGUCACCUCCUCCAGUCGAAUCAGCGUGGACACAAAUGCAACUCUUCAUGUCCCGGUGACCUUACCUGGUGAUCGAGGCGUGUAUCGCUGUGUGGCGUCCAACUUGGCUGGUGCAGCCAGUGCUUCUGUGCGCGUACACGUGUCCUCAUUGCCCCCGGUGAUACAACAACCCAAGGAGGAACACCUGCUCUUUUCUCCGGGGAGGCCUGUUUAUGCGCACUGCUCUGCCCGAGGAGCCCCUCCACCAACUCUGCGUUGGCGAAUCCCAGAUGGGACCCUUGUUCGUCCAUCCCAGUUUCUUCACGGCAACCUGUUUGUCUUACCCAAUGGGACGCUGCACAUUCGCAAAGUUGGGCCAAAGGAUGCAGGGAGUUAUGAGUGCACUGCCAGUAAUGCUGUGGGGACCUCUAAGAGAGUAGUGAAAGUAGAAGUUAAAGGAGGGGGAGAGACAGAAAACCAAGAAAAGGCAAGAACUGAAAGAGUGAAAGACCAAAAAACAUCCAAUUCAUCUUCUUUCAACAAAGACAAAACAUUGGUCAUCCCUAGCCACCCCUCAGAUCCAUUCGACUCUGGGAAAAUCUCCCCAGUAUAUCCCUCUGACAGAUCGAGGAACUUGUCGAUCAGCCCAAGCCCUUUUAACUCUUCCUCUAACUCACCUCCUAAAAUCAAUAAAACAGUAAAAGCUUACCCUUCACACUUUACCGACAUCAAAAAAACAAAUCCCCCCUCUGUUUUCUCACAGUCCACUGUGCCAACACAUAACACCAAAGUCUCACACAGUGUAAACAGUACAAGAGUUAUUUCUUUCCCUGCAGACAAAAAAGCCUCAUCUGUUCUGCAGCCGCUGCCUAUCUCCCCUUUCACUAACGCCCGUAUUGUAUCAGCAUCACCCUCCACCACCACUGUAAACUAUGGGAGCACUUUAAAUCUUUACUGCUCUGUAACUGGCAACCCCACACCCAACAUUAUCUGGAGGUCUCCGGCAAAGAAACUAGUAGACAUUCACUACAGCUAUGAUGAGCGGUUGAAAGUGCACCCAAAUGGCACACUAUCAGUCCAGGCAGUAACGGAGAAAGAUGGUGGAGACUACCUGUGUAUUGCACGCAACAAGGUCGCAGAUGAUUAUCGACUUCUGCACGUGAAUGUGGCCACCAAGCCUGCAAAGAUUGAGCCAAAACAACCACUUAAUCAUUUGGUGACAUUUGGGAAAUCAUUGAAGAUGGACUGCCAGGCAUCUGGACUGCCUCACCCAGCUGUGCGUUGGAGCCUACCAGAUGGAACCAUCGUUAGAGGUGUGGGAAACAAUAGGGGGCGACCACAGAAACUAAUUGUAUUUGACAAUGGGACGUUACUGGUUCCAGCUGUGGGUAUGAGAGAAGAAGGCAUGUAUACAUGUUACGCUGAGAACCAAGCAGGUCAAGACACCAUGACGGUCAGUGUAAUGGUUGUGAAGACAACUCCACCAACCUUUGCCGAGGCCAAAAGCCACAGUUUCAUCAAAGUACGCCAGGGAGAAACUGCUACAAUUCCUUGCCGGGCCAGGGGAAAUCCCACACCAACAGUAAAGUGGUUUUCCCCAGCACACCGUGUCGUACCACAAAGUUUACAAUUUGGUUUUUCUGGGCGAAUUGUGGUGGUUUCAGAUGGAACACUCAAGGUACUUUCAGCCCAAAAGACUGAUGCAGGAAAUUAUACAUGCCAAGCAAGCAACUCAGCUGGGAUGAGAAACACUGUGGUGAGCUUGGAAGUUGAGACCUCUGCCCAUGGACUUAGUGGACAGAUGGGAGAAGGACGAGGUUGGAGUAUUAACAGUGAGCGUGAGGAUAGCCAUUACAUUCGAUCUGGAGACAUCGUUGACAACAUAAAAAUAAGUGGAACUAGUGGAAUCACAAGCAAGCUGGGUAGCAAUUACAGCUACAGUGAUAACAAUGGUAAAAUAAGUAAUGUGGUACUGAAUACUGAUGUAAACUUAGUCUUCGGUGGCUCUAAUCCUGCCCUGAGAAGUUAUAAUCAAAAUGGAUUCAAGAGCCCUGCGGGUGGAUUUACAACACAGCAGGGAAAGGCUGGGAUCAUUGUAGGGUCAAAUGGACAACAGAGUGUAGGCACUAAAGUUUAUGGCACUGAAACAAACAAAAGCAGACCCAGCAUUUUGAGUCAAAGUAAUAGUUUAGGUCAUAGUCAAAGUACAAGUGACAGAAAUCCUGGGACAAAUAACUAUGAUAUCACUGCAGGAAGAACCAAAAGUGAUGCUUAUACCAGUCGAUACAAUAUCAGGUUAAGUGGUAUUCCAAGAAGUGCUGGAAGCUUUAGCAGUAGUUUGUCAAAUAGAGGAGCUGGUACCAGUACAGUUUCAGGACAUGGGUUUAGUAGGAAUAGUAAUUUGAAGGAGAACAGCGACAGUAGAAGAAAUAAUGAUGGUAUAAAUGGUAGUUCUGGGGCAACUCAGGGUGUGGUAAAGCAGCGAGCAAUUAAAGGCCAGACAGUUCUUUUGCCAUGCCCAUCUCAAGGUUCUCCUGCACCUCGUCUGUCCUGGCUUCUUCCUGGAAACGGCAUGCUGCCAGCUCCUUACUAUGGCAGUCGACUCACUGUGCAUAGAAACGGCUCCCUGGAGCUGCGGGGUCUUCAAAUGAGUGACGGUGGGACUUUGGUUUGUGUAGCGAAAAGUGAAAAAGGAGAAACAUUGAUCCGGGUGGAGCUGGAGGUAUCAGAGCAUCAAGAAGAUGCAAGAGCUCCACAAGAGGGAGUAGUGGAGAAAAAAUCACAAGCAGGUGAUUUAUUAAAUCCAGCUCAGUCCUUAACCUUAAGACCAGUGUCACCUCUACCACUUCAGCAGAAGAGCUUAAGGUUGUCUGAAUAUCCUCUUUCAGUAAACUCUUUAGCAUCCAAAAGCUUGAGCUCUGAGCCCACAGUGAGCACCAGAACAGCCCCCCUUGUGAGUACCAUUAACGGAGAAACCCUCAGCCUGCCUUGUCCUGUUACUCAAACCCAGGUCUCAUUUUUAUGGACAACACCCAGUGGCAAGGUUCUAUCCAGGGGUGAGAGUGGAGACUCGGGUCGUUUCACAGUGCAUGAAGAUGGAACACUAAUCAUUAAGGACACCUCUGUUUUUGACAGGGGCACCUACACUUGCAAAGUCUCCAGUAAUGAUGCUUCCUCGGUUUAUGUCCUUACAGUUCCAGUCAUUGUCAUUGCAUACCCUCCCCGCAUCACAAAAGGCCCCUCUCCUGUGACCUACACCAGCCAAGGUGUUGCUGUGGAGCUGCCCUGCCUGACAAUAGCAACCCCACGAGCAAUGAUUACUUGGGAAACACCGGACCUAAUUCAGCUGAGGGUGACGGGUCAGCCUCGGAUUUAUGGCAACCGCUACCUGAGCCCCCAAGGUUCUUUGGUGAUACAGAACCCAAACCACAGGGAUACAGGAUUUUACAGAUGCACUGCCCAAAAUGUAAUUGGAGUGGACACCAAAGCAACCUACCUGCAUGUUAUAUAAAUGGGAUGAAGCGAACAUAGACACAUUAAUCCUCUCAAACGUGAACCUA